Ctenocephalides felis (cat flea) is the source of this 787-nucleotide messenger RNA. Its product is annotated as ATPase family AAA domain-containing protein 3A homolog. Gene Ontology annotation, biological process: mitochondrion organization. Gene Ontology annotation, molecular function: zinc ion binding. The coding region runs from base 128 to 787 and encodes 219 amino acids. The record is from RefSeq and is a predicted model, not a curated record. Gene Ontology annotation, cellular component: mitochondrion. NCBI's taxonomy places the organism in Eukaryota, Metazoa, Arthropoda, Insecta, Siphonaptera, Pulicidae. The transcript is spliced from 5 exons.
UCUUUAUCACAUUUUUGAUUCUUGAACGUUCCGUGCACACGACAUAACCUAAAUCUUGCACAAGUUACAUGAUUAUUCGCAUUUAAUUACAUAAAUAUAGUAGUGAGUGUAUUUAAAAUAGUGCAAAAUGUCGUGGAUUUUUGGUUACGGUAAUAAACAGCCCCAAAUUCCGAAUAUGGAUGCCGGAACGGGGGCUCCUCCGGGGGCUGGCGAAUCUGCCGGAGACGCUCAAUUAUCGAAGGCUGAGAGGAAAGCUAUGGAGGCUUAUAGAUUUGAUUCAACUGCAUUGGAAAGGGCUGCUUCGGCAGCUAGGGAAUUAGAAAGAUCAGCGCAUGCCAAAGAUGCUCUAGAAUUAUCUAAAAUGCAAGAAAUGACUCGACAAAAAGAAUACUCUGUUAAAGUAAAAGAAUACGAAGCACACAUAGAACAAGCAAAAGUUGAACAAAAGCGAAUAGACCAUGAAGAACGGAGAAAAACUCUUGUUGAAGAAACUAAACAACAUCAAGCUCGAGCUCAAUACCAAGAUCAGCUUGCAAAAAAACGUUAUGAAGAGCAAUUGGCACAACAGCAGAGACAACAGGAGGAAAAUUUAAGAAGACAAGAAGAGAGUGUGGCGAAACAAGAAGCAAUGCGCAAAGCUACUAUUGAACAUGAAAUGCAGCUUCGAGAGAAAAACAAGUUAAAACUGCUUGAAGCAGAAUUGCGUGCUAAAGCCAAGUGUGUUGCAACAGUAAUCGUAAAUGCCACAGUCAAAAAUGAUGAUACAAUUGCCCUGAGUUUUCUAUAA